This is a messenger RNA of Sinocyclocheilus rhinocerous, 1035 nucleotides long. RefSeq lists its product as uncharacterized. Gene Ontology annotation, biological process: cilium assembly. The transcript is spliced from 10 exons. NCBI's taxonomy places the organism in Eukaryota, Metazoa, Chordata, Actinopteri, Cypriniformes, Cyprinidae. The record is from RefSeq and is a predicted model, not a curated record. Gene Ontology annotation, cellular component: ciliary transition zone. Bases 1 to 1035 code for a protein of 344 amino acids.
AUGUACAGUAUAAUACCUGCAGAAGAUGUGCCAGAUCAGAACGACGGUUACACCUUUCCUUUAGGCUGCUUUGACUCUGAGUUGUCGGGACAGCGGUUGUUGGAUAAGGCUUGCGUCACCUCGGCUGAGCUGCAUGCCUUCGCCUCGACGCAGAAGAGAGCUCCUGAAAUCCAGGACGCCUGUACAAACACUGAACCGUCUCGCCCCGUCACAGAUGAAGCCGUUUCCAUCCAGCUUCCUUCAUCUCCCAGCAUGCCAUCUGCUCCUGGAGGAGGGCCGAUAGAUGUUGCUCCUGUCGUUCCUCCAGAUGUUUUCUUGAAUCUUCGCUACUCUAAGGAAACAUCAUUAGAUCCGGAGAACAGAAGCCCUGCGGAGUCUGACAGUCCAGAGGGACGACGGUUCAUCAACGUGAUCGAUCUGACAGACGACUCUCUGCUUCAGAGUCUGCCCUCAUCGGCUCAGCUCCACCUACUAGCGGCGUCUGUCGUAAACCCCGCCCACAAACCUGACUUAAGCCCCGCCCCUAACAACACUGAGAAUCUGGCUGGAGGGAAUCCAGGCCCCUCAGUAGUGUGCGUGUCUCCUGAAGCCGUUCUCGGUGGAGACCCCGUGACUCUGAGCGUCCUGACGGGUGUUAGGUUGCCUCCUCCACGCGCUCUGGACCGGAUGCUGAUGUCCAGGAGUCAGAUCUCAGCGCGGCUCUCAGAGAUGGAUGCUCAGCUGCUCAGACUGCAGAGCAUCGCCGAUCACAUGGACCGAGAGUUCGCCAGCACCAGACUGCUGGUGAACACUAUUGAGACACAGAGUCCUUCAGUGAUGGAGAAGAAACCUCAGUCCAGCUCUCUCAGAGUCAUACAAGAAGUGAGGAGCUACUGUCCUUCACCGCAUCGGUUUGGAGCGACGACCGACCCAGAGAGAGAAGAUGAGGAGGUUUUGUCUUCUUCUGCAUUGACCCGAAGUUCAGUCUAUCACGAGCGCUUACCUCUGACAGUGAAACUGGAGCAGCGUGAGCGAGAUACUGAUCCUGGUGAGUGA